Messenger RNA from Phymastichus coffea, 1149 nucleotides. Its product is annotated as trypsin-1-like. Bases 329 to 1135 code for a protein of 268 amino acids. The record is from RefSeq and is a predicted model, not a curated record. NCBI's taxonomy places the organism in Eukaryota, Metazoa, Arthropoda, Insecta, Hymenoptera, Eulophidae. Gene Ontology annotation, molecular function: serine-type endopeptidase activity. Gene Ontology annotation, biological process: proteolysis. The transcript has 2 exons.
GAUAUUACGUACCAUGUUUGUCAUGGAAUAAAAUAGCUUAUGUAAAAACUCAAAGUUAUUUCACGAGUAGGAUUUGGCAGAGAUAACCGUAUGAUCAAUCUUCGGUGGUUUAUUUGAAUAACCCUAUAGCCAUUGAAAUUUUCGGCAGUAAGUUUGCGAGUCAUUUCGUUAUCGAGUGCUGCUCUUCGCUGCGAAUGGAUUAAUGGAUUAUAGAUUUCGAGUGCUGAGCUUAUCUUUGGCUUGAAACUUGCGAUCGACUUCGUAUAUAAACCGAUGCGGUUUUCGGUAAUGCAGUGAACCCAGCUUCACCAGUCAAUCUCUUAGCAACAUGUUGCCAUUUCUGUUAACGGUGCUUCUGCUAGCUUCGACUAAUGGUGACCGUCUUGUGAAACCGAGUGUCCCAUGCUUAGUAGGAAUAAACCCUUUCACACCUCAGGGCCGCAUAGUGGGCGGUCGGGAAACGUCGAUCGAGGAGCACCCCUGGCAGGUGUCGCUGCAGGCCUACGGAUUCCAUUUCUGCGGCGGUAGUAUCAUUUCGGAGAAGGUCAUUCUCACUGCCGGACACUGCACUCAGAGUUACCCCGCCAAGAUGAUGACUGUGAGAGUUGGUAGCUCCAGGACUGCCGAAGGUGGUGCACUGCUCCAAGUUGACGAGAUUGUCCGUCACGAAAACUUCAAGAUCAACAUGUUUGGUAUCCCCGAGAACGACGUUGCUAUCUUAAAACUCAAAACGCCCGUUACGCUUGGAAAAACCACCCAACCCAUUCCACUCUUCGAUUUGGCUGAGGAAGCGAUUGAAGGUUCCCUUGCUACCAUCUCAGGCUGGGGUGCAACAGUAGAAGGUGGCAAUGCUCCCGCGUCACUUCGUACCGUCGACGUCCCCAUCGUCACUAAAACCGUGUGUGGUCGAGCAUAUCAAAAUUGGGGUGGUAUUCCCGAAGGUCAAAUCUGCGCUGCUUAUCCGCAAGGAGGAAAGGAUACCUGCCAAGGUGACUCUGGCGGUCCUCUUGUCAUUGCUGGUCGCCAAGCUGGCAUUGUCUCGUGGGGUAAUGGAUGUGCCAGGAAGGGUUAUCCAGGUGUCUACACUGAAAUCGCUGCUAUGCGUGAUUGGAUCGCUAAACAUGCUGCUGUAUAAUUUGAUAAUAUGGA